This is a messenger RNA of Suncus etruscus (white-toothed pygmy shrew), 3001 nucleotides long. It is a transcript of the gene AKAP4, whose product is annotated as A-kinase anchoring protein 4. Gene Ontology annotation, biological process: intracellular protein localization. NCBI's taxonomy places the organism in Eukaryota, Metazoa, Chordata, Mammalia, Eulipotyphla, Soricidae. The record is from RefSeq and is a predicted model, not a curated record. Gene Ontology annotation, molecular function: protein kinase A binding. The transcript has 5 exons. Gene Ontology annotation, cellular component: cytoplasm; sperm principal piece; sperm fibrous sheath. Bases 1 to 2535 code for a protein of 844 amino acids.
AUGUCUGAUGAUAUCGACUGGUUACAUAGCCGCAGAGGUGUGUGCAAGGUAGAUCUCUACAGUCCAACUAGAAAGCAAGAUCAGGAGCGUAAAGUGAUAUGCUUUGUUGAUGUGUCCACACUGAAUAUAGAAGAUAAAGAUCCAAAGGUUGCUGGCUGUUCCAAUUCAGACAGUGAACUAAAUCUUGGAGACCUAGAAGAGAAAGAAAUUAUUGUGAUCAAAGACACUGAGAAUCAAGACAUGUCUAAGACUGAAGGAUCUGUGUGCCUUUUCAAACAAGCUCCCUCGGAUCCAAUAAGUGUCCUCAACUGGCUCCUCAAUGAUCUUCAAAAGUAUGCCUUGGGUUUCCAACAUGCACUGAGCCCCACAGCUUCUAGUUGUAAACAUAGAAUAGGAGAGAUAGAACAUGAAUGUCCAAAAAACCCCUCUGAUGACAGCUUCAGUAUUUAUGCUGAUCAUCUGCACAUGGACUAUAAGACCAAAGGACCUCAGAGCUUACGAUUUAUGGAUACAACGGCGGCACAAAACACCAACAAUAACCAGAGCCCUUCUUCACCUCCUGGUAAAUGUCCUAGUAAUCAGAGAACAAUUAUUUCACCUGAUAGAGAAAGUUCUAUGGAUGACAUUUCAUACUAUGUCAACCGGCUAUCUUCUCUGGUAGUCCAGAUGGCCCGUAAGGAAAUCAAGGAAAAGAUGGAGGGAGGAGGCAAAUGUCAUCAUUCAAUCUUUCCAUCCUCUGGAGAGAAGGGGAAAAACAGCCCUCGUAGUGUUUUAAGCAAGAUUGCCUCUGAAAUGGCUCAUGAUGCUGUAGAAGUCACCUCUGCAGAAAUGCGUGGCAAUGGUGAGGAGUCCAAAGAAGGCUGUCGAAAAAGUUUUCUAUGUAGUGAGUUAGCCAACAAGAACAAGGGUGCAGAUAAACAGAUGUGUCAGAGAGAGAGAAAGGAAUUUGCAGAUUCUAUCAGCAAAGGGCUAAUGGUAUAUGCUAAUCAGGUUGCAUCUGAUAUGAUGGUUUCUGUUAUGAAAACUUUGAAAGUACAGACAGCUGGAAGACCAAUUCCAGCCUGUGUGGUCCUAAAGAGGGUGUUGCUUAAACAUACUAAGGAUGUUGUGUCUGAUUUGAUUGAUUCUUGCAUGAAGAACUUGCAUAAUAUCACUGGUAUUCUGAUGACUGACUCAGACUUUGUCUCAGCUGUUAAGAGGAAUCUAUUCAACCAUGGGAAACAAAAUGCUGCUGAUAUCAUGGAGGCCAUGCUGAAGCGUCUGGUCAGUGCUCUUCUCGGUGAGAAAAGAGAGACAAAGUCGCAGUGUCUAUCGUAUGCAUCCUUGAAAGCUGGAUCCCAGGAUCCCAAAUGCAAGAACCAAAGCCUAGAAUUCUCAGCUGUGAAAGCGGAGAUGAAGGGAAAGGAUAAAGGCAAAAUGAAAGCAGAUGCAUGCAAGUCACUGACCAGUGCUGAGAAAGUUGGUGAGCACAUCCUCAAGGAAAGCCUGACUAUGUGGAAUCAAAAACAAGGAAACCCAAGUAAGAUACCUCCAAAAUUAUGCUCAAGUAAAGAUGAUAAAAGAGAAAAGAUUAGCCCUUCCACUGAUUCACUGGCAAAGGAUUUGAUUGUUUCGGCUCUUUCACUGAUCCAGUAUCACCUUUCUCACCAGGCCAAAGGCAAAGACGAUGAUGAAAGCUGCCCCCCCCAAACAGGCUUCCUGACUCAGAGUGCCCAAUAUGAAAAACGUGGAAGUGACCAAAGUGCCAAGGCACUUUCAAUGAAACACAUAGAAACACAUGGAUAUUCUGGACCAUCAACCUCUACCAAAGAUUCUCAACAAGUAGACUCCCAGAAGGUAGACAUGUCAAAUAUAGUUCUGUCUCUGAUUCAGAGAUUUCUCAAUGAGAGCCCCACUAGCUGUGAAGAUUCAUGUGAUGGUGAGAACAAACAUUCGGAAUGCAAGGCAAACAAAUCAGCUUCCAUGUUUAUUAGACCUGAAAGAGGGGAAGAACAAUGCCAAGAGAGUCGAGACCUUGACUUUAUCAAUGGGAUGAAGCAAAUGAACCGGGAAUUUAUAGAUCAGUUGGUUGAUUCUGUGAUGAAGCUAUGCCUUAUCGUGGCUAAGUACAACAAAGGAACAUCCUGCACUGAACUGGAAGAACAAGCAUCAUCCUCCUCCAACAUUAACUUCCGUGCUUGUCCUCCCCCCAGAAGUCAGGAAGCUAUGACAUCACAGUCUUUUCAAGAACAUCCUGGACCCGAAGUCAUUGUCAACAAUCAGUGUGCAACUAGUAGCUUGCAGAAACAACUCCAAGCUGUUCUGCAAUGGAUUGCAGCCUCCCAGUUUAAUGUGCCCAUGCUCUACUUUAUGGGGGAUGAUGAAGGACAACUAGAUAAGCUUCCUGAAGUAUCAGCUAAGGCAGCAGAGAAGGGGUACAGUGUAGGUGAUCUUCUUCAAGAAGUCAUGAAGUUUGCCAAAGAACGACAACUCGAUGAAGCCGUGGGGAACAUGGCAAGGAAACAACUGCUAGACUGGCUGCUCACUAACCUGUGAACUAACAGCUCCUUCAACUCCACUCCAUCUUACCGCCCCCUCCCCACCACCUCACCCCUAGUUAGCAUCCCACCCCAGCCUACACACCCUCACCAUCUAGCCAGUUAACUGCAUACUUCAGGAUUGUAUUAUUCAAUCUGAGCAGUUGAACCGUGCAAAUACAGGUGUUCACAAAGCUGGGCAUGAGCAUGAAUAAAAAGUUAAAAAAAUUUUUUUUCUUAAUCGUAUCUAUCUGAAGCAAGUGAGAGAAAUGGGUUCAAAUCCUAGGGAUGGUAAUAAUUUUGUUGAAUUUGUGUAUAAAUCUCUCCCUGACUUAUUUUCAGAUUAAUCAAGACUUGGAAUAUGUAAUCCAAAAUAAUCUGGUUUUCCCAGUUCAUUGUGUAGUCUUUUCACUGAUAAGACUCCUGUUUCAUCCAGAAUUAUUUUUAGAGUACCAUUUUAGAAAAUCAAGACUAGUGCCCCGGGG